AGCACCCAACCUUCCUUGCAAAGCACCCACGCCGCCAUCAUCGACUCUGCAUCGCUGUGUUCCCUUCAGAUUGUCUGUGGACUGCAUACUUUCUUCUAGAGUAUCUUCAAGAUGGCUUUUUACGAUGUCGAGGCACUGCUCGACGCCACUGCCAAGCAGGAUGAGAAGAUGGAGGACGCACCCCCUGCGCAGCCGGGCACCACCGCAGAUGUCGACGAUAAUAACCAUCAUCAUGCCAACGGUAAAGACGACUCAACCAACGACAAGAGCCGCGAGCGUGACAGGGAUCGCAGCCGAGAUCGCAAGCGCCGAGAUCGCGACCGCGACCGCGACCGCAGCCGUGACCGCUACUCAAGCCGCCGCGGCACCCCCGAGUCGGAGCGCACGCCGCGUAGCGACGCAGGUAGCCACAGAAGCAGCAGGCGUCGCAGCAGGAGCCGUGAAGACCGACACUCGCGCCGCAGCAACAGGGAUGGCGAUUACUAUCGCAGCGGUCGGGGCCGCGGCGGCGGCGGCGGCGGCGGUGAUGAUGAUCGUGAUGCGCCACGCCGUGGUGGUCGUACGCCGCGCGCUGACAGAGAUCGCGAGGAGCCUACGCCCGCCCAGCUCACCGAGGACGAGAGGGACCGCCGGACUGUGUUCGUCCAGCAGCUCGCUGCGCGGCUAAGGACUAAGGAACUUAAGGAGUUCUUCGAGAAGGUCGGCCCUGUGUCGGAGGCCCAGAUCGUCAAGGAUCGUGUCAGCAAUCGGUCCAAGGGUGUUGGCUACGUCGAAUUUAAGAACGAGGAGACAGUCGCUGCUGCUCUUCAGCUUACUGGCCAAAAGCUCCUAGGUAUCCCCGUUAUUGUCCAGCUUACCGAAGCUGAGAAGAACCGCCAGGUUCGCGAAUCUGGUGCCUCUGGAGGCCAUCCUAACUCGAUUCCCUUCCAUCGUCUGUAUGUUGGCAAUAUCCACUUCAGUAUCACUGAGCAGGAUCUUCAGAACGUCUUUGAGCCUUUUGGCGAGCUUGAAUUUGUCCAGCUGCAGAAGGACGAUACGGGCCGCAGCCGUGGCUAUGGAUUUGUGCAGUUCAGAGAUGCAGGCCAGGCUCGCGAAGCCCUCGAGAAGAUGAACGGAUUUGAUCUCGCAGGUCGUCCUAUCCGCGUCGGCCUUGGUAACGAUAAGUUCACCCCUGAAUCCACUGCCAACCUCCUGCAGAGAUUCCAGGGCCAAAACCAACAGUACCAGGGAUCCGCCUUCUCGGGCGCCGGUGGGCGCGGUGCUCCAAAUUCCAACUUCGAUCGGGCCGGUGCCCGUGACAACGACAAGGGUGGCGGCGCGAGCGCUCUCGACGACACUGACGUGGCUGGCGUCAACUUUAACAACUACAGCCGAGAUGCCCUCAUGAGGAAGCUUGCAAGAACUGAUGAGCCUCCGAGCGCGAAUACUGAGCGACAGAUUUUGAAGCCCAAGACAGAGCAACCCAAACCACUCCCCGUCACUAACAACAUGGCGAGCCGCUGCGUUGUCUUGCACAACAUGUUUGACCCGGAUGAGGAAGAGGGAGAUAACUGGGUCAAGGAGCUCGAGGACGAUGUGCGCGACGAGGCCGAGGCCAAAUACGGCCAUGUUGUCCACAUAUCGGUCGACCCCAACUCGAAAGGCGACAUCUACCUCAAGUUCGACAAGGUUUCUGGAGGCGAGAACGCCAUCAAGGGCCUGAAUGGCCGCUACUUUGGCGGCAGGAUGAUCACUGCGGCGCCUGUUGUCGACGCAGUCUACGCCAGUCUCUUCCGAGCAAAUUCCAAGGCUUUCUAGUCGCUAAUUCGGAUCCGUCCAACUUGCACUCUAGGCUUUCUCACUACCGAUACCUUUGCAUUCUUGGCUGCAUUCCGCGUCACGAGCGGUUUGCCAAUUACAGCAGUGUCACCGCUCUUCGCAAACCAUCCGAUAACGACACUAUGAUUAAUCUUGGUGAAUCCUGCCGACACAAGAAAACCCCCCUAAAAGAAACAGAAAAUCACGGCAAUUCGAACGGCAAAGGCUGGUUCUAUCCCGAAUUUGAAACACCCAACUGACGGGGGAAAAGUUACAGAUCACCUUCAACUGGACUGGUAACGCGAAAUACGAAGAAUGGUCCCGCUGAUUCUCAUAGUUUUUUGCUUCUUCUUCUUUUCUUCAUUAAUUUCCGCCCCGGUGUCUGGCACGUCAACGUUCAUCUCGUCUCCCCCAUCUAUGUUCUUUCCUGGGACAGACCAAGCAGACAGCGUCUAAGGAGGAGAUGGGGUUUCUGCCACGACGAGCUGCUGAUGAUUGUACUUAGGGCACCUCACCUCUCAUGUUGACAUUUCAGCCUGGUCGACCCACUUCGCGGACGACGUCGAUGGGCAUCCUUUUCUAGAUCCUUUGCAAUAGAACCCGGUGUUCCCUGAACGGUGGUUACAAUUCUUGUG
Messenger RNA from Cryphonectria parasitica EP155, 2432 nucleotides. RefSeq lists its product as uncharacterized. Gene Ontology annotation, cellular component: nucleus. Lineage: Eukaryota; Fungi; Ascomycota; Sordariomycetes; Diaporthales; Cryphonectriaceae. The transcript has 6 exons. Gene Ontology annotation, biological process: mRNA processing. The coding region runs from base 112 to 1797 and encodes 561 amino acids. The record is from RefSeq and is a predicted model, not a curated record. Gene Ontology annotation, molecular function: RNA binding.